AUGCGUGAGGUUAUCAGUAUCAACGUCGGCCAGGCUGGUUGCCAGAUUGCCAAUUCCUGCUGGGAGCUCUACUGCCUUGAGCACGGUAUCCAGCCCGAUGGUUAUCUCACCGAAGAGCGCAAGGCUCAGGAUCCUGACCAGGGGUUCAGCACCUUCUUCUCCGAGACUGGCCAGGGCAAGUACGUUCCCCGUACCAUCUACUGCGAUCUCGAGCCCAAUGUCGUCGAUGAAGUCCGCACCGGUACCUACCGCAACCUUUUCCACCCCGAGAUGAUGAUCACCGGCAAGGAGGAUGCCUCCAACAACUACGCUCGUGGUCACUACACCGUCGGCAAGGAGCUCAUUGAUGGCGUUCUCGACAAGAUCCGCCGCGUCGCCGAUAACUGCGUUGGUCUUCAGGGUUUCCUCGUCUUCCACUCCUUCGGUGGUGGUACCGGUUCCGGUUUCGGUGCUCUCCUAAUGGAGCGUCUUUCCGUCGACUACGGCAAGAAGAGCAAGCUCGAGUUCUGUGUCUACCCUGCCCCCCAGACCGCCACCUCGGUUGUCGAGCCUUACAACUCUAUCCUCACCACCCACACCACCCUCGAGCACUCUGACUGCUCUUUCAUGGUCGACAAUGAGGCCAUCUACGACAUCUGCCGCCGCAACCUCGGUCUUGAGCGUCCCGACUACAUCAACCUGAACCGUCUCAUUGCUCAGGUCGUCUCUUCCAUCACCGCCUCGCUCCGUUUCGAUGGCUCCCUCAACGUCGAUCUCAACGAGUUCCAGACCAACCUGGUUCCCUAUCCCAGAAUUCACUUCCCUCUCGUUGCCUACGCCCCCGUCAUCUCGGCCAAGAAGGCUGCCCACGAGGCCAACUCGGUCCAGGAGAUGACCAUGUCUUGCUUCGAGCCCAACAACCAGAUGGUCAAGUGUGACCCCCGCAAUGGCAAGUACAUGGCUACCUGCUUGCUCUACCGCGGUGACGUCGUUCCCAACGACGCCCACGCCGCCGUGACUACCCUAAAGACCAAGCGCACCGUCCAGUUCGUCGACUGGUGCCCCACUGGUUUCAAGAUUGGUAUCUGCUACCAGGCUCCCGAGAAUGUCCCCAACGGCGAUCUUGCCAAGGUCAACCGUGCUGUCUGCAUGCUUUCCAACACCACCUCCAUCGCAGAAGCCUGGUCUUCGCUCUCCGUCAAGUUCGAUCUUAUGCACUCCAAGCGUGCGUUCGUCCACUGGUACGUUGGUGAGGGUAUGGAGGAAGGCGAGUUCUCCGAGGCCCGUGAGGAUCUUGCUGCUCUUGAGCGCGAUUACGAGGAGGUUGCUGCCGACUCGACUGGCGAGGAUGAGGGCGAGAUUGAGUACUAG
This is a messenger RNA of Beauveria bassiana ARSEF 2860, 1350 nucleotides long. Its product is annotated as Tubulin alpha chain. Gene Ontology annotation, cellular component: microtubule; spindle; nucleus. NCBI's taxonomy places the organism in Eukaryota, Fungi, Ascomycota, Sordariomycetes, Hypocreales, Cordycipitaceae. Gene Ontology annotation, molecular function: GTP binding; structural constituent of cytoskeleton. Gene Ontology annotation, biological process: nuclear division; mitotic cell cycle; nuclear migration by microtubule mediated pushing forces. The record is from RefSeq and is a predicted model, not a curated record. The coding region runs from base 1 to 1350 and encodes 449 amino acids. The transcript is spliced from 7 exons.